This is a messenger RNA of Cuscuta epithymum, 2244 nucleotides long. The record is from the annotation of a GenBank genome assembly. NCBI's taxonomy places the organism in Eukaryota, Viridiplantae, Streptophyta, Magnoliopsida, Solanales, Convolvulaceae.
GCUAGAUUGGAAUCUUGUAGCCGAACCUCACCACCAAUCAUCAUCCGAACCCUUAUCCGAACCAAAAUCCAAAUUAGGAAACGACAACCAAAUCGUAAAAUUACCCGCCUUCCCCACCUAUCGGCGGGUGUCUCAAAUCUUCCGGCAGCGGUGUAGCUUCCCCUUCUGCUCCGGCCUAAACCCUAAUCGCACCCGCCUAAAAAAUUUCCAACCUAUUCUGUUAGGGAAUCAACCGCCGCGGCAGAGUUAUCGAAGGCCGCACUUAUCCGAGGCUAUCCUCCGCGUUAAAGCUAUCCUUGUAUCUUUUCCGAGAGUCCGGGAACACUCCCUAAGAAUUCGUGUGGCUCUAUAUACAUUGGUGAAUUGAAAUUAGGUUAAAGUAUUGGAUUGGAUAUGAGCUCAUUUUAGCAGAACAUGAGUAGAUUAUCAAUCAGGCCGCGUCCACUUGACUUUAACAAGAAGCUUCCUAUAGUCAAAUCUUUCAAGGAUUUCGAUGAUGACAUUGAGAUUCCCUCUAAUACCCGCAACCAGAUUCUCCGCCUUGCAGCUGAAGCAGCAGAAAAUGAGGUACAUCAAGUUUCUGUCAAGAAACUGGCUUCUGAAAUACCUACUCCGGAGUCUGUCAUCGUAGAUACAUAUGAGACCGAUUAUUUGCCCAAUUUUGCCCAACCAACGUCAUAUAUACAUGCAAGGGGAGCUCGAGCUGAGCUUGGGGAAUUUGUGGAGUAUGAUCUUGAUAAUGAAGACGAAGAUUGGCUUCAAGAUUUCAACAUAGAAAGAAAGGCCCUUCCAGCUGAAAAGCUUGAGAUGAUACUGUUUAAACUCGAAGUUUUAGAUCAUAAGGCUCGUGAAAGAGCAGGAGUAAUUACUCCUACUUUUGCUUCACCAAUCCCUGUGCUUCUUAGUUUUGAUGCUGCUGUUGAGGCUUUGCAAUCUAUUUCCACUACAUAUGGAGUUUUCCAGUCUAUUUAUAGCUACUGGAAAGAAAAGCGUGAAAGAUGGCAGAAGCCCAUUCUUCGGCGCUUGCAGCCACCUCCAUCUGUUAAUGAUACUAACCCAUAUAAUGUAUUUAGACCAAGGGAAAAGGCUCACAGGCUUCACACUAGGAGGAUGCAAAGGAGGGAAAACAAUGUUCAAUCCUUUGAAAAGCUUCGCCAGGUUAGACGCAACCUUGAACAAGCAAAGUCCAUUCUUGAUACUCUUGUGAAGAGAGAAGAGAAAAAACGAGACCUUAUGGAGAGUGAAGUUAGCCUUCAAAGGAUUCAAAUGCAACAUAAGAAUGAUACUGAGCUUCUAAAAGAUAUGUUUGCCCUACAAGGAUUUCAUUCAUUUCCAAGCAUGGUUGAUUCAAGUGAUGAGGAAUUUGUUGACUCAGAUGAUGCUGAUCUUAGCCACCUACCCAAACGACCUUAUAUGGCGGUACAUAAUCUUCCUUCCUUCGACCCAAAGAUCAGGUUGGGUUCUGCAGGAAGCAUGAGGCGAGUGUUCAAACGACGUCAGGCCCCAAAUGGAUGGCUCCAAAAUUUGGAGCCUGGGGAACCUGUUUUGCUGUUCACAAAGCCUCUGGAUCCCGAGAGACUGGCAGCUGCAGGCAUUUCUAUGCCUCCACUAACAAGUUCUUUUCCACGCUGUCGUGGGCGUAUUGGCCGGGGUGGGCGACUGGUGUUUGAUAGGUGGAACCCGCUUAUGCACACACCAAUUGAUUGUGGAGAUGCUUUAUACGUAGCACCAAAGCCUCAACAAGCCUCUCAUUUCUGACAGUCAAUUCCCAAGCUUUACAGAGUACUGCGUGGAUAUCAUGGAAAGCUUUGCUGGUAGAGAGAGGGAGAGAGAUCAACCAAUUGUUUCAAGUUAGUUGCUUUCUUUUCAAAGCUAUUACACACUAGUCAGAUAAGAUACUCUAACUGUAAUUUGUGGAAAUGUAAUAUUUUUUGUUUAAGUUAUAAUGAAUUAUCAUGCUCCAUCACUUUUCUUGAUCCGCUUUUCUUUUGUGGAAGUUUGUUAUUACUUGCUCCAGCUUCCAUUUUGACCAGUGUCACAAUAUCGAAACACAAGUCUUCUUACUUUUUGGUAGUCCCUUGUCUACCUUUUGAUAUUCGUUCUCCCAUUUUUUUCAUAUACCAGAAUUUCACUACCACUAGAACGUUGCUCUUGUAUUGUGAAGUUCCCUCGGGCCUCUGGGCUUAAUAGAAGUGAAAGGAGGGAGUAAUUCUUUUCAUAUGUAUCUAUGUAUGUGUAGCUUAU